This is a messenger RNA of Dendronephthya gigantea, 4382 nucleotides long. Its product is annotated as adhesion G-protein coupled receptor D1-like. Gene Ontology annotation, cellular component: membrane; nucleus. Gene Ontology annotation, biological process: cell surface receptor signaling pathway; adenylate cyclase-activating G protein-coupled receptor signaling pathway; regulation of transcription by RNA polymerase II. Lineage: Eukaryota; Metazoa; Cnidaria; Anthozoa; Malacalcyonacea; Nephtheidae. The transcript is spliced from 10 exons. The coding region runs from base 653 to 4249 and encodes 1198 amino acids. Gene Ontology annotation, molecular function: chromatin DNA binding; G protein-coupled receptor activity. The record is from RefSeq and is a predicted model, not a curated record.
AGGUUUAAUUAUUAUAUGUUGUAGAUAAAACUCUCAUUGGAUAUUAUUCGUAAUUUAUACGCCUGUGUAGGGCAAGGUAAAAAUGUCACUGACAUGGGGAUCUGAACAUAUUUAAGACUUUAGUAUAUUAUAACAUAUUACAUAUACCAUAUCGAGUAAAUAGGAAAUCGAUGAUGCGAUACAUCCUAAUUUAUCCUAACGUGAAUUUUUUAAAUUCGCGCAAAUUGAAAAGCGAAUUUGCAGUAGAGGGCUGGGAAUCAAGAAUAGAUGGGAAUAGGAAGCUUUGCAGUGCAUCAUGGGUCUCUUUUAGGUAAGAGCUUUUUGCAGUGACCUUUGACUCUAGUUCACGUCCUUAAAACAGGCCCAUAAUGCACCAACCAUUUGCCAUCAUUCAAUUCAGACUUGCAAAAUAAAGGUCGCGUCUUGUAGAAGUGCUUAAACGAGUGUUUUUGCGUCUAUUUUUUCUCCCGUAUAAAUGGCACUUAUGUGAUCUCAAAAGUUACCUGAUCCCCUGGAGUUCCCCCUGGAUCCCACACAAACCCACCUUAUUUGGUAGUCGGUAAGUGCCGGUGGGCGUUCGGACGAAGCUCGGACAAAGGUUUCGAUUGCAGUUGAAAUGAAAAAGUUGACUUGGCAAGAAGGUUUGUAGUCGAUGGCGAAUUCAGAAGCAAAUUUAUCAAGUGACUUUGAUAUAGAUGAGGUCAUAAAUUGGGAUGAACAAAAUUAUUCAUCCAAGAGCAUUGAGUAUCAACUGCCCCAACUGGGCUUGCCUAAUGAUGCCAAAACAUCACAAAAUACAACCCUAACCAACCUGGCAACUAGCCAAAAGGCUGCACUUCAAGGGGCACAGAACACUGGUUCAUUUUAUUCAUCAUUCUUUGCGGCUGGAAACAACCCUUCUGUUGUCCAAAACUCAAAGAACCAUGGAUUUUCAUCACGUCAACCAAUGGUGUCCCCAAACGCGCUCUCGUUUCCCUCAGAGAACAUUAACAUCCCCUCCCUUGCUACAUCAAAUGCAUCAUUGUUACAGUUCACGCCGAACAUGGUUGGACAGAACACAUCCUUAACCAAUCAGUUGUGUGUACCAUCAAUGCAAAACUCCAGUAACAUAAUAAAUGAUGAUGUUUCACCAUUUGAUGAUAGCGCUGAUCUGAUCGAAGGUCCAUUAGAUAAAAUUGUUGAUCAGAUCAUGGACCGUCAGAUUAGCGAACGAGAGUCAAGUUCAUUUGAUGAUGACACUCCAGUCAUAACAUACAGUAAUCGGCAAGCAAAAGCACCACAGCUUGCCAGUACCAUGUCAUCAUCAAAUGUACCAUCAAGAAGUGUUCUGUCACCAAAUGCACCAUCAAGGAAUGUCACUUCACCUAAUGUCCCAUCCCCGAACAUCCCCAUGCAUAGUAUCCCAUCACCUAAUGCUCCCACUCAUCAAGUGCCAUCCCCUAGUAAUCAUGCGCAAAACAUUUUAUCACCGAACCCACAAUCAAGGAAUAUACUGGUACAGAACAUUACCACCACCAAAAUUAUACCCCCCAGUAUCUCACCACCAAAUAUACCAUCCCAGAAUACAGUAUCACAAAGUGGCCUACAGCCUAAUACUGCCCAUGUCUUCUCAACCAUCCAAGGCUUGAGCUCUCAGGCAUCUGAAAAAAACAUCUCAUCCCAGUCGCAUCCUAAGUUCAGACAAUCAUCUGUGGCUGUACCAUCAAGUAUGGUCAAUACUUUAGGACACAAUACCACGAAAGAUCCUUCACCAUCUGGUUUGAGUUUUGGACAGGGUGAUUUAACCACAAAUAAUUUAUUCCAAUCAAGUCCUGGUCAAAGAAAUAGCCAGUCGUAUCCAAACUUUUUAUUGCAAAAUUCCAACCAAACUUUAAUCCAGCAACCUUCUGUAACCUUCUCACAAAGUAACCAACAGUCAAAACCUUACUGGCCGCAAAACGGCAACAAUCUUGAUGAUUUACUACGAAUGCAGGAGUCAAUACGAACAUCGUCGCCAAAUGUGGAACAAGCGGAGUUUGGGAACCAACUUGCGAGAUCUUCACCUAACUUCACGUCUGUUUUAACCAAUAAAAUCGUCACUGAACAAUCACAGAAUAAUGUGCCAUCGUUUAUCACCACAAAUAUUCCAACUGUGAGACCAGCAACCCUCUUUCAAGACGUGAAUGACAUAACAAAUGACUCACACCUAAAAAUAAGUGCUGUGUCGUCUACUGCUAACUCUACUAACUUGAACGUUGCAGGUGCACAAAAUAUGAGCCAAGACAUUUUGCAAUUUUCCAACCGAACGACGGAAUCCAAUCCCAAAAGCGUUUCAAAUCAAGUGCAAACAACUUAUCCCGUUCAUAAUUUCCCGUCAAAUAUUGUUUUAUCUUCGUUACCCGGUAGUCAAAAUGAAAAUCCAUCACUUAGGCAGCGGGAAGUGCUUGUGGCAACACAACCAUUAACCAGCCCACGGCAACAGACGUCCACAAACGGGAACCAAUUCUUCGUUCAAAAUUCUUCAGACUUAAACCAGGCUUCGGAAUUGAACAGGGGCGAUGGUUUGUUUUCCAGUGUUUCACAGCCGCUAAAUGUCGUGUCUAACAGUUCGAGCACGCAAGGAAAGCUGGGUGUAACGGUGGAAACACCAUCGCAAUCUGAACAAAACAAACCUGUCUUCACUUUGGUUUCGUCUGCAAAUACAUCUCAAGUCAUCUCAACGCCGCAGGCAACGUUUUUUCAAAGUCAAGCAAACUCCAUUUCAAAACCGGCUGGAAUAACCACAAUUAAGAUCACAUCUCCCGGAACCAAUACGGCCGGUUUCAAAUACCCCACAAUCGGGUUUAGUCCCAACCCUGCACAACCCAAGGCUGUCUCAAUGCAGCCGCCUCGGGCGUUAGCAGUCCGACUCAGAAAUAUCGCAAACCCCACGACUUCGGCCUUUCCAACUUUCCGAUUGAGGCAAGCUAAUAUGGCUACCAGUACGAACUCUCCAAACACGAAACCUGUGGUGUUCACGCUUGCCCCAGGCUCCCAGUCUGCUCUGAAAGCACUCCCAAAUAACCUCAAGGAUAAACUAGCUGGAAGGCAGGUUAUAUUCUUGCAACAACCGAGCGGGCAGCCCAUCAAUACGCCUAAACCGCAGCCGAUGAAGAUUGUGUUUGUGAACGAUGGAUCUAUUGGUCAGUUGGUCUCUGGUCCUGUGAAAUCCAAAGCACCAAUCUCCAGUGUGCCAACAGUAGUCAGUGCUUCUCAAACACCAGGGUUGACUGUUUCUUCAAAUAUGAUACAAUCGCCGACAGACGGCAAACGCUCUCCACCUACUUUGGCUGAUCAUGUCCAAGAUGCGGGUUCUCCAUCAAGCGUAAACAGUGCCGAUAGCGAUGUAAUCCCGAUUGCAUCUCUCAAACACGACGAAUCGUUCAACAAACAACUGAAUGAAACAAACGAUGUAGCCGAACACAGGCGUCGAGGGAAAAAACGCAGAAAAGACCCAAACAGACCAGUCAAACCAUUGUCAUCUUUCCAAAGGUUUUUUCAAGCUACACAACCGACACUUCGUCAACAAAACCCUCAAGCAACGUUUGCAGAAGUUUCAAAAAGUAUUAAAGCAAUGUGGGAAAAUUUAUCUUCGAAGGACAAAAAGGUUUAUCAAGAUGCGUGGAGGCUGGAGAGGGUACAGUAUAAGAAGGCAAUGGAGGAAUAUAACGCCAGUUUCAAUGAAAUUGACUUAGUAGACGCUCCUUCACCGAAGUUGAUGAAAAGUGAAACAAAAGAUGAUCUUGCAACAGUUCCGCCAGUUGAUAUACAUCUAAAAACAGAAAAUAUCUCGAUAAAAAAGGAAAAUAUAUCAAGUCCCACCCUGAGCAGCUCUACGACGUCGUCGGCGACGAGCGGUACGAUGCCUGCUCCCAGGAGCACUGGAAAACCGUUAGCGAUGAUGGCAGAGAUGGCAAACAAAACGAAAAUGGCGUCAGCACAAGCGGCUGCUGCUACAAAGGCAAUGGGAAUGACAAAAUCACUUCACUCUGGAAAGAAUAAACCCAGUAACGGUGUUGACGACAGCUUAGUUCACGUGGCCAAGAAAAAGGCAAAAAUUAAUCCCAUACCAAAGAAAUUGUGCAUAAGAUCGCACUGUAGCAAACCAGCUAAAACAACGAAGGAACGAGGAACGAUGUUUUGCAGUGAUGAUUGUAUCAUGAAGUAUUGUAGGGGUGUAUUCAAAUCUUGGGUGGAAACCAGGCGACAGACGUUAAAAGGAGCCACGUGAAAGUUUUCCGUGUUCCAUAGCAUAGCUUCAAAUUUUUCCCAGUAAAUAUAUAUAUUUCUAUUUUGUUGUGCACGAGAGAGUUUGUUAAAAAGUAUUUGUGUAUUUAUUUUCCCGUAUUGAGAAUCAGAUUCCG